Molecule: messenger RNA, 927 nt
Organism: Ostrinia nubilalis (European corn borer)
Lineage: Eukaryota; Metazoa; Arthropoda; Insecta; Lepidoptera; Crambidae
Product: adenylate kinase isoenzyme 1-like
Exons: 5
Coding region: 101-880 (259 amino acids)
Biological process (GO): nucleobase-containing compound metabolic process
Cellular component (GO): cytoplasm
Molecular function (GO): nucleoside diphosphate kinase activity; ATP binding
Source: RefSeq, a predicted model, not a curated record
CAUUUAUUUGGAGAUGUCAUUUUACUUCGCAAACUUUAGUGAGAAUAAAUAUUAGAUUUACAUUCGUUACGUACUAGUGUUUAGUUUAUUUUUAGAAACAAUGGGUUGUUUUUACUCUAGAAGGAUGGAGGAGGAAGAAAUGGUAUACGACAUGUCCCCCAUUCGGCAUUUGCCGGUCAUCUUCGUGAAUGGCGUGCCUGGAGCAGGGAACCACACGGUGGCGCAGACCAUCUCCAACAUCACUGGGUACACAAUGAUCAGGCCUGGCGAGCUGGUGGCUGCUGAGGCUCUGAAAGACACAGCUAGAGGCCGGCUGAUUGCUGACAAGCUGCAGGCCAGGGAAGAUAUCCCUGAGCAACUGACAGUGGACCUAAUAAAAGAGGCGAUGCUGAUGCACCAGGACGCCAGCGGCUUCAUCCUGGUGGGCUUCCCGAAGAACCCGCGUAUGUCCAACAUGUUCAACCGGCAGGUCAAGUGGCCCGAGAAGAUCGUGGCGCUUGAAGUUGACAACGAGGUGGCCGCAACAAGACUUCAAAACAAACUGUCAGAGCUGGGCAGACCAGAGUCGGAGAUCAACGCGGCGCGGCAGAUCGUCCGGGAAGCGGCGCACAAAGUCAAAAACGUACACAAACGGUUCGGAGGGCACGUGGUUACGGUGGACAGCACGGGGAAUCCCAAAGCUUUAGCGUCUACCCUCAAAGAAAUCCUAUCCGACACGAUCGAGAAGAGUCAAAAGCGCAGCGAGUCCCCUGACCCACGGCCCCCCACGGCCAUGUCGGCCCCCGCCGUGGCCCCCCUGGCGUGCCCCAUGGCCAACCUCACGUGUCCUGUGACCCCCACUGAUGCCCCUCCAGCCGAUACGGUCGUCGUAGAAAAGUGAUUUCGUAGAUGUUUUGAAUUUUGGUAUUACAUGUUAAUGUUUGUAUA